GGCAAGUGUUCAAUACGAUUAGUGAAAGAUAUUCGUACGUUAGGUGAAUGUGACGUGCGAUCGCCUAAGGACACUUUCUUUUCGUUAGUGUCAUACGAUCCCAACAAUAGCAGACUGGCUUCCGUUCAAGGAGAAAUCCGCGUUGGCGGUUCUUAUCAGUCUUUGAUAAUUUUCGGUGAACAAAUGAAAUUGCAGGCGAAAGUGCCACCAUUGGAGAUCGGUUCAGCUGUAGAUGAACCGGACCGUGAUGAGUUGGUGUGGAGACCAGGGUAUAUCAGCGAGGAAAGCGAGCAUGUAUAUAAAAGGGCAACUCGUUCAUUCCGUAUGUUUGCGAUGGUUCGGAACGAGCAUGUCACCCAAAUGGAACGAGAUUUUAGGACAGGCGAUUUGUGCAUGUACGAUGCGAUUAUCACCUUGCAUAAAUGUGGCUACAAUGUAAAUCAUGCAAUAGAGGCAAUGAACAAGAAUGAUGAGCAUCUCCUCAAAGUAACGAAUUUUAUGAGUGCAGAUGAUGCGAAGAAAUUCGCUAAAGGCAUUAAAACGUAUGGCAAAAAUUUCUUGAAAAUUAAAAAGGAGCUUUUGCCACAUCAUGAAAGGGAUGAACUUGUUCAAUUUUAUUACGGGUGGAAGAAAACACGUGACGCCACACGUCCAAAACCAUUAACAAGGCAGCGUAAUACAACUGCGGCCACCUAUCGUAAACCAAAGAAUAAUCAGUCGAAGGCAACACGAGCCGGUAGCACUGAUUUGGCAGAUUACGCGUCUGCAAGUGAAACUGAAGUGGACGAGUUAGAGAGUGAUGGUCGUGCAUGUCAUCAUUGCUAUUCAUCCAAGAGUAAAGACUGGCAUCAUUCGGGUAAAGAGCGACAAUUACUAUGCACUGAGUGUAGGAUAUUUUAUAAGAAGUAUGGACAGUUACGACCUGUUGAUCGACCAAGCACGGUACCGCCUUCACUUCAUAAACCGAAAAGUGCUGAUGAGAAUGACGAAGAGGAUCACGGUGUUCGAACGCGUGCUGGUAACAAAAAAGAACGUCGACGCACUCCUUCUGAUACAGACAAGAAGAGUUCGAGUCCUCAGAGUUUGAGUGAUUUGGCUGAAAUUAAGCAGCGAAAUGGGAAGAGGAAAAGGAAUCACAUUCAAACUCCGGAACAUAUGAACGGUAACGCGAAAAGGCGUAUCAUAAAAGAGGAGAAAGACGAUUCUGGCGCAGAAUCAAUGACACUAAGAGAGGAGGAUAUGAGCAGCAGUCGUGAAAAUUCAAUUAUGAGUGAUUCACUUGAUAACAAAAAGGCAUCAAUAAUAGUUGAGUCGGAAGUGGUUGAAAAGAUGGAGACGGAAGCCAUACAAGCCACAAUGGCUGAAGGAAUGGCAGCUAGUCCAGAGAGUAGCGCCACAGCAGCUCUACGUCAACCUCUAAGUGUUGCAUCGAGCUCAAAUAUGCGUCAACUGGCUGAACCCCUAUCAUCAGGCGCAGUCACCAAGAACGAGGAAGAAUUACUGGUGAAUGGAACAAUUUCUAAUGACACAAAGCCAAGCACUAGCACUGCCAACUUACUAACCGAUUCUAUACAGAUUCUCGGAAUAGAUGUAAAAAUGCUUCAGGAUCGUAAAGUAGAUGAGAAGGAGAUGGACGACGGUUCGUGGAAGAUUGGCGAUUCUGUUGUUGAGACGACCAACAAUGCUUCUUUUGUACGCAUUAUAGAACGCCGUUGUGGACAGAUGAGUGCUCGCACAGAUCUUGCUUAUCGAAUAAAGCCAGGUUGCGAAUGGAUUAAAAAACGUGAAGCGCGUACCAAUUCAGCCAAACAUCAGGCCAACGUUGGCAAUAAAAAGCCUGCUGAGACGACUGUACUUCCUGUGAAUCCGAUAGUGUCGUCAGCUCCAUUACCGCAGUUACCAAAUACGCCGGGUGUGGAGGCAUUUAUGGGAGGUCGGGUCCCCAUGAAUGGCCUUCCAGCCAUGUUCCAAAGCGUUCCGGAUCCCCGACUCGCCUUUCUCAGCCCCCAACAACAAUAUGCGGCUGCAUUUGCUAUUGAGCAGAGAAUAGAUGUUUUGCAGCAUGCAGCUCUUCAUAAGCAAAUGGAGCAACAGAUACGCGCACAUCAGAUGGAAUUGAUGCGUAAUGGUGGUAAUGGAGCAGUUACACCAACUGCUACGGCCUCACGGGAUACGCCAUCACGAGGAGCUGCAGCUCAUGCACUCUCUGCGGCGAAUAUGAUGCCAUCGGCAUACCACGGUUUCGGUAUGGACCCGCGGGCAUUCGCAACGCUUAUGCAUAAUCCUCAAAUGGCAGCGCAGUUCGGUAUUGGCCUGGAUGGUCAUACGGCGGCCAUGAUGAAUGCACUCGAGCAACGAUCAGCUAUUGAGCAAAGAAUGCUUGUAGCCCAAAUGGGUGGACUAGACAUGCUUGCAGCAGCUGCUGCUGCAGGACCGAACGGCAAUCUGGCAGUAGUGUCACAGUCAAACGCACAACCAAACACGAAUGCACCUCCACCCCCGACUGCUCAUCUACAUCCACAUGCAGCUGCGAUGAUGCAGCAUGCUGCUGCGGCUGCUGCAGCCUCUCAACCGAACAGUGAAGCUAUUCAAUUGCAACAACUUCUUGCACUAUCGGCAGCAGCACAAGCUCAGCGACCAUUCAUGGAGCAGAAUCCUUUAUUACAAAUGUCAAUGAUGAAUUCAUUUGGUAGCGAAAUGGCUUCUCGGAUGGUGAAUCCAGGUGCGCUUAGCUCAGAUAUGAUGCGACGUCUACAGCAAGAGGGUGGCUUCACGCCUCCACAACAAAGACCGUGA
Molecule: messenger RNA, 2796 nt
Organism: Anisakis simplex (herring worm)
Lineage: Eukaryota; Metazoa; Nematoda; Chromadorea; Rhabditida; Anisakidae
Source: the annotation of a GenBank genome assembly